Messenger RNA from Gamsiella multidivaricata, 1477 nucleotides. RefSeq lists its product as uncharacterized. NCBI's taxonomy places the organism in Eukaryota, Fungi, Mortierellomycota, Mortierellomycetes, Mortierellales, Mortierellaceae. Gene Ontology annotation, biological process: DNA recombination; DNA repair. Gene Ontology annotation, molecular function: DNA ligase (ATP) activity; ATP binding. Bases 159 to 1475 code for a protein of 438 amino acids. The record is from RefSeq and is a predicted model, not a curated record. The transcript is spliced from 3 exons.
AGCUUUCGUCUGCAUCUCCUUCCUCAUCACCUGCUCAUUCCUCGCCUCCUUUCUUUUGCACCCGUCGACUCUGCCUUGUAUCAGCCUUAACUUUCACCUACAGCGCCGCAAGCAGCACCAUAAAAAGUUCCCAUCCCCCGUUUCUGCACACAUAAACCAUGGCCUACGACGCUCAACAGGUUAUAUUGGCUCACAGCUGGACCGAAGACUCUGGCAUUGAUCCUGCUGGCUACUGGAUGGCCGAGAAGCUGGACGGCAUCCGAGCGUACUUUGACGGCACACACUUCUACUCUCGCGCUGGAAAUAAGUUCCUUGCCCCGCCAUUUUUCAGCGAGAAUUUGCCCAAGGACCAGCCACUCGAUGGAGAGCUCUGGCUCGGACGCGGCCGCUUCCAGCAGUGCGUCUCCAUUGUCAAAAACCAAAAAGUCGACCGCUCGGACGAGUGGAAAGAAAUGACCUAUCUAGUCUUUGAUGCUCCCAAACUGAACAUGGUUUACGAGAAGCGCCUAGAGUAUCUCAAGUCAAUUAUGCCCAUGUAUGGCAAAGAUACAAUUCCUACUUCUUCCUUCUCCUCAACUUCAUCCACAACAACCAAGAAAAUUCCACCCUAUUCUCGACUGGUCCCCGUUCAGAAAUGUCUUUCCAAGACCCAUUUGCUACGAGAAUUGAAUCAUGUUCAGAGCCACGGCGGAGAGGGCAUUAUGCUUCGAGCACCACGAUCAAGAUACGAAUUCAAGAGGUCAAGGACACUGCUCAAGGUCAAGACGUUUUUCGACGAAGAAGCCAUCGUGCUUGCGCAUGUUAAAGGGUCUGGAAAGAACUCUCAUAGGAUGGGCCAUAUCACCGUCAAGACACCUGAUGGUCGUUUGUUCUCUGUCGGUUCCGGAUUUACAGACGCUCAGCGAGACCGCCCUCCUAAGGUUGGCUCCAUCAUCACCUACAGGUUCCAGGAGCUGAGUAACAAAUUGAAUCCUCGCUUCCCAACCUUUGUGGGAGAGAGAGUCGAUAUCAAGUGGGUGGAUUACUGCAAAACCUACAAACCGCCUACGCUCAAGACCGCCACCUCCGCCAAGGUGGUCUCUCUUCUGAAGCAAAGCAGCUUGAUCUUUCAGGAUCCAAGCGGCGAUGACCUUAAGAAUCUGACCACAACUGCAUUCCUCGACGGCGAGGACGAUCAAGAUACCAAUGUCGAUACGGAUAAAGAGCAGGGGGAGGAAGAUCAAGUUGACUCAGAUCCGGACUAUACCCCAGCUGACUCAAAUCCGUCGCCUCCAUCAUCGGGAAAUGCGUCUGCAUCGAGCACGAACGCGACAAGGGCAGCACCAAGCAAGAGCCGUGUCGCUAUGGAGCGAACUGCUACCGCAAGAACCCCGAUCACCUCAAGAAAUUUAGCCAUCCUCUUAAGCGUGCUAGAGUUUGAACCAUCGUCACGCGCGUGCACAUCUCUACUAGAAAUAAAAACGAUUUUAUGCUAGAC